Varroa destructor (honeybee mite) is the source of this 2837-nucleotide messenger RNA. It is a transcript of the gene RIOK1, whose product is annotated as RIO kinase 1. Gene Ontology annotation, molecular function: protein serine/threonine kinase activity; ATP binding. The record is from RefSeq and is a predicted model, not a curated record. Lineage: Eukaryota; Metazoa; Arthropoda; Arachnida; Mesostigmata; Varroidae.
UGUUUCUUUGACGCGUACAUGUCCGUCAGAGCUGCUGCCAGCUGAAACCAGACGUGUUGGUUCUGAUGGAGAAAAAUAGUAGAGCGAUUUGCGCCUACUGAGCGUAUAGCCUUUCCCUGACGUGCGCCGUUUUUCUUUGAGCUUUUUUGUUUGUAUGUGUGUAAAUUUGCAUGUGAGUAUGUGUAGCCAAGCGGCACGUCGCACAGUUUGCUACUGCGUGCUGUGUAUUCUCCGCCGAACUCCUUAACGGUGGCUUUGCCAUUCUCUCCAGAGCCGUGCUCGGUGGUAGAUACUGCUAUUGCUAGGACCUAGUUUACCGGACCGCUACUCACCAAUGGAGCGAGAGGACUUUUUUACGUAGUAACGAACACAGACAGGCGGACGCAUGCACGCACUCAACAGAAAACACGGCUAAAUUUACCCAAACCUGCCGUUGCUAAGCUGCAUCACGCGUUUCAGUACUCGUCUUUAAUUUAUUUCAUUCAUUUCUGUUAUAUCGAAUACUAUAUUUGAAAAGUGCUAAAUUGCGGGUUACUCUAUCUUUGAAGAAAUUAAAGCUAUAUUAGAUAUGACUAAAACCAUCGCAUCCUUUAUAGCGCAAGCAGAAAACCCAUAGGAAGAUUUGUGAAACACUAUAACUAAAACACUUAAAGCAUAAACUACAUAGUAACUGAUCGAAGCUUAAUAGAAAAAAUGAAAAAGAUGAUCAAAAAAACUUGCAAAUAAGAUUUUGGUUUUCCUUACAGUGGCAUUCAUCUGCACGCCUCUGGAUUUAAAUUCUCGCGCGUCAGUACACAGUCACCGUAGCCAUGAUGACUGGGUAGUAGGUAAAAGCAUUGCAAAAGUAAACAAAGAUCCGGCACGCGGUCGAAAAGCAGUCGGCAAAGCGCCAGCAAAACGAACGUAAAUAUUUUCGCUAUAAUGGAGGACUCGAGUUCGUGCUAGACUGGCUGUAUUCGAGAGGGUAAACGAAGGAAACCCAUGAAAAAUGCAGCCAGACUUGAAACGGUUACAAAUCCACCCCGGGCAGUUCGAUGACGCGGAAGAGGACGUUAGCUAUAAGACUCUGCGAGUGGUCAAUGUGUUCAAAGAUGAAUCCCUCCAGUUUCCUUUGAACAAAGCAGGAGAUAACUGGCAAGAAAACGAAAUUUUCUUUGACACAAGAGAACCAAAUGGCAUUCAAUACUGUGAUGACGACGAACUUGAUGAUGAAGACUACGACGAUGAAUACGAUGACGACUGGUUCGUUUCAGAAGACAAAGGAUUUCACCCAAAUCGACAAAGUGGAGCACGAGGCAACAAUGCAGUUCAACAGAAUGGGCAACAACAGGCGAAAUAUCAGGAUUUGCAGAAGGUUAUGGCUAACAAGUUUUCAUCGAAAGUGAGCCUUGAUUCUUUGUGCGUGCCAAGGCAGGCAAUGAAAGCUGUCACGGAACAACAGCGGCGAGCUGAACAAGAACGCAUACGGGUGAAAGACAAGAUGGAGCGAGCAACAGUGGAACAAGUGUUGGAUGCGCGGACACGUAUGAUCCUCUUCAAAAUGCUGAAUAGGUGUGUCUUCGAACAGAUCAACGGGUGUAUUUCGACUGGCAAGGAAGCCAAUGUCUACCACGCUUCAAAAGGAAAUGAGCAGCAGUUUGCUAUCAAAGUCUAUAAGACGUCAAUUCUUGUAUUUAAAGAUCGCGACCGUUACGUGACCGGCGAAUUUCGGUUUCGUGGAGGUUAUUGUUCAGGAAAUCCCCGGAAAAUGGUUCGACUCUGGGCCGAAAAAGAGAUGCGCAAUCUUACACGACUGGAGAAGGCCGGAAUACCAUGUCCGAAACCGCAUCUGUUACGCUCUCAUGUUCUCGUUAUGGAAUUUAUCGGCAAGGAUGGUUGGCCAGCACCUAAGCUGAAAGAUGUUCCACUAACAGAGGCAAAAGCGCGUGAGCUUUAUCGAUCCCUGGUUCUUGAUAUACGCCGGCUUUUUCACGAAUGUCGAUUGGUGCACGCUGAUCUGUCUGAAUAUAACCUACUUUAUCACGAAGGACGACUGGUGUUCAUUGACGUGUCGCAGAGUGUUGAACAUGAGCAUCCUAAUGCUCUCAUCUUCCUUCGAAAAGACUUGACAAAUGUGACAGAUUUCUUCAGUCGUUGCGCGGUCGCGACAAUGACAGUGCGCGAACUGUUCGACUUUGUUGUGGCGCCGGUUAUUGCUAAUGUCGAAGAUUAUUUGGAAAGGAUGGCUGAAAGGAGUGCGAGCCGCGGUGUAUUAGACCCUCGACAAAUCGUUGUGGAUGACGAGGUCUUCAAGAAUUCAUAUAUCCCACGAAGCCUUGAUCAGGUGCUAGAUUACGAGAAAGAUGUGAUAAAACUCCGACAGGGAGAGGAUUUGUUGUAUAAAACGUUAACUGGUCUUAAGGAAGUGGAAGAAUGUGCGAAGAGUAACCACAAAUUGUCCGGAGGUAAAGAAGAUAUAGUUGAUGAUGUCGAUGAAGGCUCCUCAUUUGUGGGUGACGAAAGCGACAGCGAAGAGGAUGAACGGACAAUUGGCGGACCCAGAGUAAGUUUGGGUCGGCCAAAGAAUGAAACGGUGGAAGAGAAGCGAGAACGAAAGAAAGCUGUCAAAGACGCUGCGCGAGAGAAGCGCAAAAACAAAGUUCCGAAAUACUUGAAAAAACGCCGAGAGAAGUCUGUUAAAGGUAAAAAGAAAUGAAUCUGUAUAUCUUAUAUACAGACACCAACAGCUGCUUCAACGUCAUCCGGUAAACUCUGUACAGUCACCAACUACCUUCAACGUUUGUUUACGGAACUCAAUUCUUGUUCUUUUAAUUUAAUAAACGAAUAAAUUUCUUUCA